This is a messenger RNA of Branchiostoma belcheri (Belcher's lancelet), 3659 nucleotides long. RefSeq names its product alpha-aminoadipic semialdehyde synthase, mitochondrial-like. NCBI's taxonomy places the organism in Eukaryota, Metazoa, Chordata, Leptocardii, Amphioxiformes, Branchiostomatidae. Gene Ontology annotation, cellular component: cytoplasm. Gene Ontology annotation, molecular function: saccharopine dehydrogenase activity. The coding region runs from base 208 to 3075 and encodes 955 amino acids. The transcript is spliced from 23 exons. The record is from RefSeq and is a predicted model, not a curated record.
AGGAUGUAAGGCAAAGUUCAUUAGGGGUCAUCACAACAACACGAGGAAGGGGGGCACGCACGUACCUGACCUGAUUUCUCAAAGUCCGGGUUAUUUUUGGCAAAAUAAGAAACAGUUAUCAAGAAUUGCCACAGGAGAACCUGCUAACACGGUAACAAGAGCACGUGGUGCACGUGUGGGAUACACAGCUGGUACCACAGCUGCAGCAUGUGGGCUGUACACCUGGAGCAGCUGGCCAAGGGUACCACAUUCCUGACUCAACAUCAUCACACCUGGCUUCGACAUGGCAGCUUGGCUCUGCGCAUGUUAUGUGGCGUCAGUCGCAACAGUAGCACGGACUGCUCAGUUCUGGCCAUACGGAGGGAGGAUGGCGGGCAGUGGGAACGGCGGGCACCACUUAGCCCCGCCCAUGUGAAAAAACUGGUCCGCAAAGGAGUCAAGGUUCUGGUCCAGCCGUCCAAUAGGAGGGCAUAUCCCAUGCAGGAGUAUGAGAAAGCCGGUGCAGUGAUCAGAGAGGACUUGUCUGAAGCUUGUUUGAUCAUGGGGGUGAAGCAGGUUCCCAUCAGUGGACUACUGCCAGAGAAAACAUACGCCUUCUUCUCCCACACUAUCAAGGCUCAGGAGGCCAACAUGGCCAUGUUAGAUACCAUCUUGGAUAGGAACAUUCGACUAAUAGAUUAUGAGAAGAUGGAGGAUGCUCGGGGCAGGCGGGUUGUGGCUUUUGGCAAGUUUGCAGGGGUUUCAGGAAUGAUUAACAUCCUCCAUGGCAUGGGGCUUCGCUUCCUGGCACUGGGACAUCACACUCCCUUCAUGCAUGUAGCUCAGAGUCACAACUAUCGGAACAGUGAGAUGGCACGCCAGGCUGUCCGGGACUGCGGGUACGAGAUCGCGCUGGGCCUGAUGCCACAGUCUAUUGGCCCGCUGACGUUCGUCUUCACGGGCUCAGGAAACGUGUCACAGGGGGCACAAGAAAUCUUCAAUGAACUUCCCCAUGAGUAUAUCCACCCCAAGGAUCUAAAGGACGUAUGUGAAACAGGAGACACCAGUCGAUGUUACGCUACAGUGCUGAGUCGAAAUCACCACCUGAGGAACAAAGACACUGGUGUAUUCUCUGCAGAGGAGUAUGACAAACACCCAGAGAGAUAUAUCUCUACCUUUGCACAUGAGUACGCCCCGUACGUCUCCUGUCUGGUGAAUGGGAUCUACUGGCCUCCCAACGCGCCACGUCUCCUGACCUUCUCCGACCUCCAGCACCUCCUGAGUCCCGACAUGGCACCCAAACAGGUUCCAGAGGGUCCAGGCAUGCCCCGCCUGCCUCACCGGCUGGUGGCAGUGUGCGACAUCUCCGCUGAUCCCGGCGGUUCGCUGGAGUUUAUGACGGAGUGCACCAGUAUCGAUGUUCCCUUCAUUCUGUAUGACGCUGAACAUCAUAUCCUCAGACCACGGACAUCAAGUUUUGCCGGUGACGGUGUUCUGGUGUGUUCCAUCGACAACUUCCCUGCCCAGCUCCCCCGUGAGGCUACUGACUAUUUUGGAAACCUCCUUAUUCCAUAUGUCUGGCAGAUGCUGAAGUCCAGGGCUGAGGCUCCAUUCGAAGAACAAGAACAUCUCUUCUCUCCCACCGUUGGUGGUGCUGUGAUUGCAUCAAAUGGCAGACUUACUCCAAGAUUUGAGUACAUCGCCGAGCUUCGAGCACAAAAGGAGAAAAAACAACUGAUGUCCUGUAUGGGCCAGCAGCAUGUCCUGGUACUGGGGUCGGGUUACGUGUCGGAGCCUGUUGUAGAAUAUCUCACCAGGGAGAACAACACUCACAUUACACUAGUGUCAUCAAUAAAAACUGAGGCAGAGACAUUGGCUGACAAGUACCAGAACACCCAGGCAGUCAUUCUAGAUGUUCAGCAGCAGCAAAAGGACUUGGAGCAGCUGGUCAAGGACAACAACCUGGUUAUCAGCCUACUGCCAUACACAUUACAUCCCAUUGUUGCUGAGAUGUGUAUCAGACAGAAGACCAACAUGGUCACUGCUAGUUACAAGACCCCUGCCAUGGCAGAGCUGCACAACAGGGCUGUUGAGGCUGGUAUUACUGUGAUGAAUGAAGUUGGACUGGACCCUGGAAUUGACCACUUCCUGGCCAUGGAGUGCUUUGACAGGGUUAAGGCUGAAGGAGGCAAGAUCACAUCUUUUGUGUCGUGGGCAGGGGGCUUGCCUGCCCCGGAGUGUGCUGACAACCCCCUGGGGUACAAGUUCAGCUGGAGUCCACGGGGGGUCCUCCUCAACACACUCAGCCAAGCCAAGUAUCUACAGGAUGGACAGGUUGUGUCAAUUCCAGCAGGAGGAUCAUUGUUAGAGAGCACCAGAGCUAUGGACCUGCACCCAGGUCUGGAUCUGGAGGGCUUCCCCAACCGUGACUCCACCAUCUACAGGGAGCCGUAUAGUAUACAGACGGCACAGACACUUCUCAGGGGCACACUUAGAUUUAAGGGCUACUCAAGUGCCUGCAUAGGUUUACAGAAGGUUGGGCUGAUAAACACAGAGAACCAUUCUUGUCUGGCACCACAGGCGCCAACACUCACAUGGAGAGACUUACUGUGCAACCUGCUGGACAUGGAGGCUAAUGUCAGUGAUGAUGCACUGAAGGCAGCCAUCUUGGACAAGGUAGAAGGAGAGGAGUACAGGGUAAAGGUCAUAGAGAAACUGGGACUCCUGUCAUCAGAACCAGUGGAUAAACAGACUACACCUCUGGACACCUUAUCCAAAUACCUAGCCCAGAAGCUGGCCUAUGGUUCAGGUGAGAGGGACAUGGUCCUGUUGAUCCAUCUCAUCGAGAUGCAGCGGUCAGACGGCAGCAGGGUUCAGGAGAAAGUGACCUUACUGCAGUACGGAGACCCGCAGGGGUACUCUGCCAUGGCCAAAACUGUGGGGUAUCCUGCUGCCAUCGCCUCCAGGAUGAUACUCAAUGGAGAUAUCCAGGACAAGGGGAUGUUGGUUCCCUUCCAGAAGAGUGUGUACCAGCCUAUACUGGACAGGCUGAAAAUGGAGAAUGUCCAGGCUGACUACACUACACAGGAGCUUUGACCAGUACAACUAGCAGACUAAGAGGAGCAGUGACCAGUACAGCUAUAGUCUUCAGGCUAAACCUGCCAUUAGACUUCUCAUCAUUGUCUUUAAACAGUCACAUGUGGUAAAUGUUAGAGAAUAAUGCAUGAGAGGUUAGAGAAUGAGUAAAUAUCAGGACUGACUUCAGUACAGGUUUUACUGUAACACUGUAGCUAGAAUUCGGUAAUAGUGUCAGAGUUUUACUUCAUACUGGUAGUUGUGACCAUUUUGUGAAAUGAUUUUUGUUUAAAGUAAAAAUAUGCAGUAUAGGGAUGGUGGGUGUAAUUUUGAAUGCGAUAUAAAUCUUAUCUUUUCAUGGUGUACCAGUAGUAUGGAUUCGUAUUAUUAUGCUAGCCAUGUGUGCUGAGAGGCAUUGCAUACAUGUAGGGCAAAGGUACAUGCUCCAAAUUAUGUUGUUUAUUUCUUUAUUUAUCUAUAAGAUUUCAACAAAGAAAUAUUUAGGAAAAUGUGGUGUAGGUUUGAAAUGAUAAAUAAUCACAUCACACAGAAAACAAUACCUCCAUUUUCAAGGCAGUACAUGUAAAAGGUAUGUGGAGGAGGGC